Mytilus trossulus (common blue mussel) is the source of this 1845-nucleotide messenger RNA. Its product is annotated as rhodopsin, G0-coupled-like. The record is from RefSeq and is a predicted model, not a curated record. Lineage: Eukaryota; Metazoa; Mollusca; Bivalvia; Mytilida; Mytilidae. The transcript is spliced from 7 exons. The coding region runs from base 134 to 1291 and encodes 385 amino acids. Gene Ontology annotation, biological process: phototransduction; cellular response to light stimulus; G protein-coupled receptor signaling pathway. Gene Ontology annotation, molecular function: G protein-coupled photoreceptor activity. Gene Ontology annotation, cellular component: plasma membrane.
GUAUUGAUACAAUCAGCGGAGAUGAUGCUCAAUGAUUGGUUAAAACGAAGGACAGGAGAGACAAUUUUACCUUUAGUAGUGAUAGAGCUUCAACAUUCAGAGAGGAGAUAACGCUCUCUAAUCGAAACCAAACAUGAUGAAUAAACUGACACUAAAUGUAACAGAGGCAAAUGAAACCUUGGAAACAGUAAAAUCUUUACUGACUGAAAGUGACUAUUUAGCUGUUGCCAGCUAUCUUGUUAUACUCGGUAUUAUAGCUAUAUUAGCUAACUCAUUUGUCAUCUUUGUCCUGCUAAAAGGAGACGUCAGUUACUACAGAAUUCAUAAGAAAUUGCUUCUAAAUAUUGCAAUAGCAGACUUAAUGCUAUCACUGAUAGCGUUUCCAUUCUUUGCGUCUUCUAGCUUUGCAAACCGGUGGCUGUUUUCCGAUAUCGGAUGUACUUUUGCUGGAUUUUGGAUAUUUUUGUUAGCUCAGAAUGAUAUGAAUACUCAUGCUGCGAUUGCAGUGUAUCGGUAUAUCAUAAUUUGUCAGCCAUCUUAUGAAUACUAUUUGAAGAGAAAAAAUGCCAGUUACUACAUCCUAGGUACUGUUUGGGGUCAUACUUUGCUUUUCACUGGUUUACCAUUAGUUGGUUGGAGUAGAUAUCAACAAGAAGCCUUCGGAACUUCAUGUACUAUAGCCUGGGAUGACAACAGGCCCGCAGAAUUGGCUUAUAAUAUAGUGAUAAUAAUUGCAUGUUACUGUGUACAUGUUGUUAUCUUUAUCUUCUGUUAUUACAAAAUAAUAAACGAGUUUUCCUCCGCUAAAAGAUGUCUUGCUCGUCUGAGGGAAGAAGUGAUUACUGACAGAGAAACACUUAGACUAGAACUGAUGUUAAAAUACCAUAAAGUAAUGACAUACAGAAAGGUUACUGUGGCCUCUCUGGCAAUGGUUGCUGCCUUUAUGAUAGCUUGGACGCCUUAUGCCAUACUUGGUGCGUAUGUUAUGUACGAUACAAAUGUACCAGCUUGGGUUUUACUCACACCAACGAUGUUUGCAAAAAGCAGCACUGUUCUCAGUCCGUUAUCAUGUGCCUUGUUCAGUGGUAGUUUCCGAACAGCAGCAAAACAGCUUUUUUGCAAAAACGAGGAAGUAUUGGAUGAAGUACAGAAUGGCAGUGUUCUUCGCCCUCUUGCUUCGAAUCAUUCUUCUCCAGAGUUUGUUCAAAAAGAGGUACGUGUGACACUGUACAAAGGUGAAUUGACAAUCAACGAUAUUUUUGUUGGAAAUUUCGACAAUAUGGAGUUAUAAGAAUAAAUAAUACGUUAUGGACCAGCAAUUAACUGAAUUUUCCUGAUUUUGCUCACUGGACCCAAAGAGUCAAUUAUUUCAUUUAUUAUUUGGUGGUUUAUAUUUUUUGGAUGAGUUACUUUUAAAACUUUGCUUUUAUUGGAGCUAAACAAUAACAGUUAGUGAGAAUUUGAAAGACCAUUUUCAGUUUAAUAUAUAAUAUACCGAGAGAGAACUGAAAACAGUGUUUUAAUGUUAGAUUGUUGUCUUCUUAUGACAGAUUAUCAGCGGCUGUCGUUUGUUGCUACACAUGAAUGUCCAUUUAUCAUUGUUUUAAUUGCUAUGUCAUCAAUAUGGUGUGCUUUACAUUUUGUCAUGUCGGGGCCUUUUAUAGCUGACAAUACGGUUUGGGUUUUGUCAUUGUUGAAGGUAGUACGGUGAUCCAAUAUACAUGUACAUUUUUGUAGUUGAAUACAUGCGUUUGUUUGGAUACUGGUGGAUUGUUGUCCCAUUGAGAUACAUGUACCACUAUUUAUUUUAUUUAUUUUCUUUUAUAAACAGGAUUUACACAUGUA